Messenger RNA from Cotesia glomerata, 1446 nucleotides. RefSeq names its product bystin (gene bys). NCBI's taxonomy places the organism in Eukaryota, Metazoa, Arthropoda, Insecta, Hymenoptera, Braconidae. Gene Ontology annotation, molecular function: snoRNA binding. Gene Ontology annotation, cellular component: nucleolus; cytoplasm; preribosome, small subunit precursor. The record is from RefSeq and is a predicted model, not a curated record. Gene Ontology annotation, biological process: rRNA processing. The coding region runs from base 96 to 1373 and encodes 425 amino acids. The transcript is spliced from 3 exons.
AUUUUUAUUUUCAUAAAAAGUUGCGGAUGGAAAUGUGAUAUUGUGAAUUAACACGUGUUUUUAUUUCUGUCAUUUAAUAAUUACUUUUAUUAAUUAUGGGAAAAGCUAAGAAAGUUCGUGUUUCAAAGGGAGAUACUCUUCCAGCUAAAGUACCUCUAGCAGAUCAACUUGAAGGAGAUGGUAUUGUUAAAUCCAAAAAUCGUAAUAAAAUACGUUUCCGGGCUGAAGAAGAUGAGGAAUUUAUUAAUCCAAAAGUAUCCAGUAGAGUGAUUAAGUUAACAAACCAGCAGCGUAAAGAAGAAGAAAGCGAAGGUGAAAAAAGUAACGAAGGAAAAAAAGCUCUGCUAACUCUUGACGAAGAUGAAGAAGAGUAUAAAAUGAGUGAUGAUGAACAAAUAACCGGGAAUGAAUACUACGAUGACAUUAAAAUCGACGAACAAGAUGAACGAGCGCUGGAGUUGUUCAUGGACCGCGGUAGAGCACCGACGAGAACACUCGCCGACAUAAUCCUCGAGAAGUUAGAGGAGAAAAAAACAGAAAUCCAGUCCCAGUUUUCUGAAAUAGGCUCCAUACAGAUGGACGACAUGCACCCGCUCUUAAAAGAGUCUUUCGAAAAAAUGAAGCCAAUAUUAUCUGUGUACAGAAGCGGUGCGUUGCCGAAAUUAUUCAAGUUCAUACCUUCUAUGAAAAACUGGGAACAAGUACUUUACAUACUAGACCCGCCCAGCUGGACAGCCGCUGCUAUGUACCAAGCUACACGUAUCUUUGCCUCGAAUCUCAAGGAAAAUAUGGCGCAGAGGUUUUAUAACUUAGUUUUGCUUCCGCGUGUUAGAGAUGAUUUGGCAGAGUACAAACGUUUGAACUUCCAUUUGUAUCAAGCGGUCAGGAAAGCUUUGUAUAAACCCAGAGGGUUCAUGAAAGGCUUCCUCUUGCCGCUUUUGGAGUCCGGUGACUGCACUCUGAGAGAAGCUAUUAUCAUCGGGUCAAUAGUUGCAAAAAACUCGAUUCCUAUGUUGGAGUCAGCGGCUGCUCUGUUGAAAAUUGCGGAGAUGGGGUACACUGGAGCUAAUAGUAUUUUUAUUAGAAUAUUUUUGGAUAAAAAAUACGCUUUGCCCUACCGUGUAGUUGAUGGUGUGGUUUUUCAUUUCCUGAGGUUUGAAAGAGAUACCAGAGAAUUACCAGUUCUAUGGCACCAAGCUCUUUUAACAUUCGCUCAGCGUUACAAGAGUGACAUCAGUUCAGAGCAAAGAGAAGCGCUGUUGGAAUUAUUGAAGCGACAAUAUCAUCACACACUUACCCCAGAAAUACGACGAGAGUUACAACACGCAAAGUGCCGCGAUGUUGAAGGUAUCGAGCCCAUGGAAGCGAAUUAACUUUUUUUUUUUUAUAAUAAAUUUUACAUGUAUUUAAAGCACAAAAUUGUUAAUAAAAAUAAAAAAAGGCAAU